Oncorhynchus gorbuscha (pink salmon) is the source of this 2445-nucleotide messenger RNA. Its product is annotated as low density lipoprotein receptor adapter protein 1-B-like. The transcript has 10 exons. Gene Ontology annotation, cellular component: early endosome. The record is from RefSeq and is a predicted model, not a curated record. NCBI's taxonomy places the organism in Eukaryota, Metazoa, Chordata, Actinopteri, Salmoniformes, Salmonidae. The coding region runs from base 170 to 1045 and encodes 291 amino acids.
ACACCGCCCAGUGGGACAAAUAUGAUAAUGUUUCUAUUCUGGGCUGUCUUUGAAACAGUAGUGGGGGGGAAAACCGCUGGAAAAGUUUGGGAGAGUGUGACAAACCAAGCUCUUCGAUAGACAAGAAUCGAAACUCGUUGGGCUCUUUGCCCCAAUUUUGGAUUACGACAUGGACGCUUUGAAGUCGGCUGGAAGGGCAAUAAUUCGGAGCCCCAGUAUCGCUAAACAGUCAUGGGGUGUGGGCAGACACAAAAAGCUGCCAGAGAACUGGACAGACACACGGGAGACCCUGCUGGAGGGCAUGGUGUUCCAGCUCAAGUACCUGGGCGUCACGCUGGUGGAGCAGCCCAAAGGAGAGGAGCUCUCCGCAGCCGCCGUCAAGAGGAUUGUUGCCACGGCCAAAGCCAGUGGCAAGAAACUCCAGAAAGUGACAUUAAAGGUGUCCCCUCGAGGAAUCAUUCUCUACGACUACGCCUCUAACCAGCUGAUUGAGAACAUCUCCAUAUACAGGAUAUCCUACUGCACAGCAGACAAGAUGCACGACAAAGUGUUUGCCUACAUCGCCCAGAGCCAACAGAACGAAACUCUCGAGUGCCACGCCUACCUCUGCACCAAGAGGAAGGUGGCCCAGGCAGUGACGUUAACAGUGGCCCAGGCCUUCAGAGUGGCGUUUGAGUUCUGGCAGGCCGCCAAAGAAGAGAAGGAGAUGCAUGCGAAGUCUGGGUCAGAUGGGGAAGGAGCAAGUAGUAGCCAGUCGGAGAGCUCGUCCAGACUGGGCAGUCUGAAGGGAGGAGAAGUGGCCACAGGGAACCUUCUAGACUUGGCAGAGGGAGCAAACGUGGCGCUGCUGCUGCGCUCUGGGACAAAGGAGAGCGAACCAGACUCAUUCAUGAUGCACAACCACACCACAGAGAACAACAAUACUGUAUGGGAGCUUGAGGAUGGUCUGGAUGAAGCUUUCUCAAGCCGCAGUCUGGAUAGCUUUGAAUCAUACUCAGACUCGCUGAGUCUCGCAAUAACCCCCAGGUCCUGGACAUUGGGGUAAACCCUCAGGACUUCAACACUGAAGAGUGCCUGUCCCCAGCUAACUGGGACAAAACGGAUGCAGACAACGGCGAAAAAGACUAUAUGUUAGGGUUCUAAGGGUGGAGCCACUGCGGAAGCAAGGCAACGAGGGGGAGAGCGAAAGAUGGAGAAGGAAAGCGAUAGGGAUGUGGGUGAAAGCAGUAGAGAGGCAGUGACUGUGAGAUGUCUGUGAAAGAAUAGCAGGCCUAGUGGAGUUUGUACAUGAUUCGCCCUGAAAGUCCACUGUCUUGCCAUCUUGAGGGAUGUGACUGCUAGCGUGUCUAACUGACCAACCGGGAGGGACCUACUGAGUCUAGAGCCUCCAGAACUAAGACCAAAGCAAUACAACCAUUUUGUUUUCAUUUAAUUUUAAACAUCCAGUCAUCUGGUGUUUGCUACAUUCAAUACCCCAUUAUUCAAUUAGCCUCUGUCUCUACUGACUGGUAGGUUUUUAACUGUAUGUAUGCGUGUAUAUACAGUAUACAUAAUCUGACACAAACGGAGCUAUAAUUUAUCACUUGUUGAGCAUUUGGUGAAGGUGCAUUUAAGCGUUAGAAGCAGAAAAUAAUGUGUAUAUUUAAGGUCAACACAUCCAUGGUCAGUGUUGGAGUCUGGGUGGAUGUCACAGUUAUGUUCAUUUUGUUAAUAUAGGUGGAUGGAGGAGUAACUCACUCAGAUAGGAAACUUACUGGUGAUGUAGUCACAGCCACCAGCUGGAGUGAACUUUGACCAUGAUGCCAAAUAUAACAAUAAAGAGUGAGGGUGACCAUCACCUCUGAGCUCAAUGGCUCUAAUAAUUGGGCAAACGGGCUUUAACAAACAAAAAUUGCCACAGGAGGCUGCUGAGGGGAGGAUGGUGCAUAAUGGCUGGAAUGGAGUGAAUGGAACGGUAUCAAACACAUGGAAACUGUGUGUUUGACGUGUUUUCAAUUCCAUUUAUUCCCUUCUAGCCAUUACUAUGAGCCUGUCCUCCCCAAUUAAGGUUUCACCGGCCUCCUGUGUUACUUGCAUACAUAAUAUGUGGGUUGUGUGUGUGUGUGUAUAAAGAAUCUUAUUUUUAUUCUAUUGCAAAAUCUAUUUUUGCACUCUCCACUCAUCCCUCUAGAAAGCACAUACUUUCAUGUCAUUGAUUGUUAUUAUAAUAACCAUCUAGCUCUUACAUGUACCACUGUAAUAUUGUCUAAUCUGGUUUGUGCUCAUUUUGAUAGUUUACUUGACAGUUUGGAGAUUUCAUUUUGAAGAUAUCAGAUGAGGGUUUGAGUUGAGUUAAGUUCAAGUUUCCGUGUUAAUAUCACUGACAUUUUUGAUACAGUUUGAAAUACAUUUUUAUAAUUUCUGGUAUUAUGUUACCUCUGAAUUUAAUAAAAUGUAUGCAUCAUU